GGGGCAAAUUGGCCCCACCCAAUAGUGUCGCGUGGUAAUUACGUCAUUCUAAAUGCGCCGUGGUCCUGUUUUUCCCACGCUGUACACACACACGGGGGAGAGUGUUCGCGUGUCCGUGUCCGCGUGUUUUUAACUCUCCGUUCGUCUUGACAUGGAGAAGAAAGGCUCGAGCUCCUUCGGGAAGAAGCCCAAGCCCGCGAAGAUGAAAGAUGGCGCCGACCCCGUGAAAAACUUCGAGAAGUGGAAGAAAAAAUACAACAAGACGAAAACACGCGUGAAGAGGGAGAGGGCGCAGAAGAAGAAGCCCGAGUGGCAGGUGGAGCGGGAGUACAUCGACAGGCUGGUCAGCAGGUACGGCGACAUCAGCAACAAGGACGUGGUCAAGUUCUCAGACUUCCCCAUCUCGAAGAAGACCCUGCUGGGCCUGCAGGAGGCUCAGUACCGGCAGCCCACCGAGAUCCAGAGGCAGACCGUCGGCUUCGCUCUGCAGGGGAAAGACGUCCUCGGCGCGGCUAAGACCGGCUCUGGGAAGACGUUAGCCUUCCUCAUACCGGUGCUGGAGUGUCUGUUCCGCCAGCAGUGGACCUCCAUGGACGGCCUCGGUGCUCUCAUCAUAUCCCCCACCAGAGAGCUCGCCUAUCAGACCUUCGAAGUCCUCCGCAAGGUGGGCAAGAACCACGAGUUCUCUGCGGGGCUCAUCAUCGGCGGCAAAGACCUCAAGAGCGAGUCGGAGAGGAUCCAGCACACCAACAUCGUCAUCUGCACCCCGGGCCGGCUGCUCCAGCACAUGGACGAGACGGCCACCUUCCACGCCUCCAACCUCCACAUGCUGGUCCUGGAUGAGGCGGACCGCAUCCUGGACAUGGGCUUCGCUGAUACGCUCAACGCCAUCGUGGAGAACCUCCCAAAGACCAGGCAGACGCUGCUGUUCUCCGCCACGCAGACCAAGUCGGUCAAAGACCUGGCCCGGCUCAGCCUCAAAGACCCGGAGUACGUGUGGGUUCACGAGAAGGCCAAGUUCAGCACCCCGGCCACGCUGGAGCAGAACUACGUGGUGUGUGAGCUCCAUCAGAAGGUCAACAUGCUCUUCUCGUUCAUCAGGAGCCACCUGAAGAAGAAGAUCAUCGUCUUCUUUGCCUGCUGCAAGGAGGUGCAGUACCUGUUCCGGGUCUUCUGCCGCCUCAGACCCGGGAUGCCCAUUCUGGCUCUGCACGGCAAACAGCAGCAGAUGAAGAGAGUGGAGGUCUACAACGACUUCCUCAAGAAGAACAACGCCGUGCUCUUCGCCACCGACAUAGCCGCCAGAGGCCUGGACUUCCCCGCCGUCAACUGGGUGCUGCAGUUCGACUGUCCGGAGGACGCAGACACCUACAUCCACAGGGUGGGCCGCACCGCCAGGUACAAGGAGGGCGGAGAGGCCCUGCUGCUGCUGCUGCCCUCAGAAGAGAAAGGCAUGACCAGCCAGCUGCAGGAGAAGAAGGUCCCCAUCAAUAAGAUCCAGGUGAAUGCAGAGAAGCUGCAGAACGUCCAGCAGAAGCUGGAGGCCUUCCUGGCUCAGGAGAAGGAGCAGAAGGAGAGAGCUCAGAGGUGUUUUGUUUCCUACCUGCGCUCCGUCUACCUGAUGAAGAACAAAGAGGUGUUUGAUGUCUUUAAACUUCAGCUCCACGAGUACGCGCUCUCUCUGGGCCUCGCUGUGGCUCCGAGGGUGCGCUUCUUGAACAAAGCCCAGGCCCAGAGAGCUGAGAAAGGAGGACAGAGGGAGGAAGAGGAGGAGGAGUCUGAAGAAGAGGAAGAUCUGAAAAGCUUUAAGGCCCAGCUGAGAGGAAAAGUUCCUCACAAGGAAAGCCAGAGCUCCGAGUCAGAAGAUUCAGGCGACGACGAGGAAAGCGGUGAUGAAAAAGAGGCGGAUCAGUCCAAGGCUCUGCUCCUGGGUGUGGAUGGCGACAGCGAAGACGAUGACGAUUUAAAAGAUCUGGAGCUGCUGACAGUCAAAAGAAAGGACGUCUUUAACCUGACGGGGGGUCAGGAGACGGAGGAGGAAGACUCUGACACGGAUUCCAAAAAGAAAACUGUAAAAGAGACAAAGUUCAAAGAAGCCAAAAAGGCCCUCAAGAGAAACUUCCAGCUCAACACCAAAGUGACUUUCAGUGAAGAAGGACAGGCCGUGCAGCUGUGGCCGCCCGUCCAAAAGUCUGCGACUGCGGAAGAGGAAGACGAGGAAGAGGAGGUUUCGGGUAUCAACGUGGAGAAGGCCAAGGAGAGGCUGAGACGCGAGGACCAGGAGUUCGACAAGCAGGAGUACAGGCGCAAAGUGAAGGCCAAACACAAGGAGCAGAAGCUGAAGGCCAAGGCAGCCAGGAGGGAGGCCAGCAAGCAGCAAGGAAAGAACUCUGACGAGGAAGAGGAGGACGACGUGGUGGCUUACCUGGCCAAUCACAGCGAAGACGAAUUCGACCCCAGCACCCUGCCAGACCCUGACAAACCGCGAUCUGAGGACGAGGAGGAGGAGGACGAGGAGGAUCAGAUAAAGUCAGCUAAACGGCAGUACAGCAGUGAAAGCAGCGACGAGGAAGAGCUCACGGUAGCGAAGAAGAAGAGAGUUAGGCAGCAGGAGGAAGAGGGCGCUGUGUUGGACACCGGACUGUCUCUGGCUGAAGACGAGGAGUUAGUCUUACAUUUGCUGGGAGGACGGAGGUAGAGACAGAUGGAGAGGACGCUUCACAAACACUCUGAACUCAUGAGUUAAAUCAGUUUGAACAAAGUCAGAAAUGAAAUGACAAAAAAUGUUCUUAUGAUUUUGUGUUAACAAAACCAAUGACCUAUUAAUACUAUACUGUACUAUAAUACAGAUCAUUUACUGCGGUCAGCACGUCCCCAGUUUGGACACAGGAGGAGCAGCAUAUCCAUAUACAUUAUUCACGAGUACGCUAUAUUAACAAUAUCUUCACUGCUUUACCCUGCUGUCAGACAGAGACUUUAUAUCACUGUCUCAGAGACCACCAGAGUCCUUCUACCGCUGCCUCAAUCUGCAGCCACUAGCGUUAGUCCAGAUGUAAACUAAUGCAAUAACUCUAACGAACUGGCCAGCAACUUCAUGUUCUGUGAGGUAAGAUCACUGUUUUGGUCAAUGGAGUGUGGUGGCGUUCAAGAGAGAGGAGAUUGAUAAUAAGUUUCCAGUGAGAAAGGCCCGUCUGACAGCAGGUUUAAGCAGUGUAAAUAUCCUAAAUAUAGUGUACACCUGGUCUAUUGAUUCUCUUCAGGUAGCUAAAAGAGGUUUUGUUGCUGCCCGUCCACAGCAGUGCAUCACUUAGCUUCAACCAAGGAGAGUUCCUCUGUAGGUCAGCGGAGUACUGCGUCGCCUGUGUGUGGACAUGACAGACUCACUCUUCAUUCUCAUAUCAUUAAAUCUGUGAUAGUAGCCGUCACUCACAAACUAACUCCAGCAGACCUGGAUGUUAGUAACAGAUGGUUUGAUGAUCCUCCUCCCUUCUUCUCUUAAAGUUCUCGUGUGUCGACUCACCCUUCAUCAUCAUCGCAGAGACUGGAGGUGGAGUUAUUGUUUGAACUUGUCUUUUCUCAUGUUAACGAUGUAAUUUAAUGUCAGAGUCUAUCAGCAUCUUGGGGUCAACUUGGAUCACUGAGUGAUUGUAUUAAAGAAUUUAAUUACUCACUUUAAUGGUUUGAAAUUGAAUUUGAACUUUUACAUGACACCUUACAGCUGCAUUCAUCUCUGUGAAUGAAGUUAACGCCAUCACAAGUUAAGGUCUCAGUCUGCUUCAACUAGUUUGGCCAACGUGUCGUCCUGUCUACCACGUGUAAACUCAGUGUGUCUCCCUGUCCAGAUGUCUCUCCAACAGGUAUGUGUUUGUUGUGUCGACGUGAUGAAUCAUAAUCAUCAUAAGAUACUUGCACACAUUCUUCUCGAAAGCAGUCAUACUGCUGCACUUGUCUUAGGAAGACAGUUAAUCCCCGCCCACUUACACACCUGACCAAUCACCACAUGAAGAGCCUGACCGUCAG
Messenger RNA from Larimichthys crocea (large yellow croaker), 4020 nucleotides. RefSeq names its product DEAD (Asp-Glu-Ala-Asp) box polypeptide 10 (gene ddx10). The record is from RefSeq and is a predicted model, not a curated record. The transcript is spliced from 2 exons. NCBI's taxonomy places the organism in Eukaryota, Metazoa, Chordata, Actinopteri, Sciaenidae. Gene Ontology annotation, molecular function: RNA helicase activity; ATP binding; nucleic acid binding. The coding region runs from base 152 to 2698 and encodes 848 amino acids.